AUGACAUCAUUGCGAGUCUUCCAAAGUGACCAAAGAACAGUUAAAGGAAUGGUUCACCAAAUCGAAUUAUAUACGUCCAUUAAACCUCCUAAGUCAAAUGCGGGUAUUAUCAUUGGUGUUUGUGCUGGAUUAGCUGGAGGAUUGUUUUUACUAAUUGCUUCUUGGUGGUUCUACAAAGUAAUAAAGAAAAGAAAUGACAAGAAACGCAAGGAAAUUUUCUUCAAGCGAAAUGGAGGUUUUUUGUUACAACACAAGUUGUCUUCAAGUGAUGGUAGUGUUGAAAAAAUCAAACUAUUCAAUUCGAAAGAGUUGGAGAAAGCCACCGAUCAUUACAAUGAGGAUCGUAUUCUCGGCCAAGGAGGCCAAGGUACUGUUUACAAAGGCAUGUUGUCAGAUGGGAGAAUCAUCGCUGUUAAAAAGUCUGAGGUUGUGGAUGAAGGAAAAGUUGAGCAAUUCAUCAAUCAGGUCGUCGUUCUUUCACAAAUUAUUCAUAGGAAUAUAGUCAAGCUCUUGGGUUGUUGUCUAGAGACAGGCGUUCCUCUACUAGUAUACGAGUUCAUCUCAAAUGGAACACUCUCUCAACAUAUUCAUGAUCCAAAUGAGGAGUUCCCAUUAUCAUGGGAAAUGCGGUUUCGGAUUGCCACAGAAGUUGCUGGAGCUCUUUCCUACUUGCAUUAUGCAGCUUCCAUACCCAUCUAUCAUCGAGACAUGAAGUCAGCCAACAUACUCUUGGAUGAUAAAUAUAAAGCAAAAGUUUCCGACUUUGGAACUUCAACAUCAAUUGAUGUUGGUAAUACUCAUUUGACCACACGAGUACAGGGGACUUUUGGGUACUUGGAUCCAGAAUACUUUCAAUCGAACCAAUUUACUGAAAAAAGUGAUGUUUAUAGCUUCGGAGUUGUUAUUGUUGAGCUUUUAACUGGGCAAAAACCAAUCUCUUCCAAUAGAUCUCAAGAAAGUAGGAGUUUAGUCACGUAUUUUAUGGAAUCAAUGCAGGAAAAUCGUCUACUUGAGAUUCUUGAUCCCCGGAUUCUCAAAGAGGGUCGGAAAGAAGAGAUGAUUGCUGUUGCUCACCUCGCAAGAAGAUGCCUAAACUUAAAUGGAAAGAAUAGGCCUACAAUGAAAGAUGUUGCAGUUGAGUUGGAAGGAAUUAGAAUGUCACAAGGAAGUUCAACCAUUCACCAACACUAUAAGAAGUUGAAUACAGUACAACUGAUUUGACUGAGAGGCUUUGGAUGUUGCUUCAACCUGAAUAGGUGCAUUUUUAGAUAGUGGGAGUGGCACAGCUUUAUCGUUUGAUGUCCGACCACUUUUGCAUACUAUGUAGUUGGUAUAAACUAUACAUAUAAUGCUUGUCCAUGCUAGAUAUUUACCAUAAAGCUUUGUUAUUCAAAUGUUAAUUAUGUACUAGUAUGUAACGUUACAAACAUAUGUACUAAUUACUUAUGCUUUGGAUUGGCAAUAAUAGUAGUUUUCUACACCAUAUUUUCUAUUGA
Molecule: messenger RNA, 1496 nt
Organism: Camellia sinensis
Lineage: Eukaryota; Viridiplantae; Streptophyta; Magnoliopsida; Ericales; Theaceae
Source: RefSeq, a predicted model, not a curated record